UUUCUUUUCUUUUCUUUUUUUUUUUUUUUUUUUUUACUUUUACUUUGAUCUUCCUUCUUUUAUUCUAUAUCCCUCCGUGCCUUUCCUUCAGGAGCGGGCUAGUCCUCGUGACUUGAAGCCUAUCUCAACAAAAACUUUUGGUCUGCCCAUCACGGACGGAUUGGAUUGUAUCAGGAAAAACUCACUUGGGUGUGGGCGAAUGUCGCCUCUAUGAUCGCUUUUGAUCCUAUCUUCUCUCUCUCUUUGUUGAUCCGCCCUUCUCUUCUUCGCUCAUUGCUUUUUGUCAAGUACCGUACCGUCUUUCGUCGCUCUCGCGCAGUCUGAGGAUGCCCACCGUCUUACUGCCCUCGUCGGCCGCCGCCUUUGCCCCGCGGUCGUCGCCAAACGUGGUGCUCAACUCCCGCAUCGAACCGUGGCUCACGGCCACUUUGAAGCGGGUCAACCGAGUCAAACGUCCGCUAAACAAUGUCACACAACAUACCAGAUGUCUGACCGAGACGCUGUCGUCGCCCAACGCGAUCUGGACCUUGUGCUCGAUGAUGUUCCCCAAGGCGCCCGACGCCGAACUGCGCAAGGACGACAACCCGCUGGUGGAGGGUCUCUUCAACUAUCAGAUGACUCACAUCGAGGCGUACGUCGUCCAUGUGGAUAUGGUGUCGCAGAAUGAGGUCGCCUUCAAGCUCACCCCCGAAACCAUCGAGGCGCUGGUCGAUUAUCACAAGGACGUCUAUUCGGUCGAUACCGCGGCCAAUACCUGGGACUGGCCCGACAAGACCAGCCAGCUGAAGAAGCUGCAGGAGGAAUUCGUCCAGGCGGCCAACAAGUUCGUCUAUCGCACCAAUGUUCUCGCCCUGGAAGGGCUGGAGGAAGAUGGGGCGGGGGAACUGCUGGCCGGCCGCAGCGAGGAAGCCAAAGCGGCCAUCUCCAACCUAUUCGUUCCGUUGCAGCCACCCCCUCCGCGCGUUGUCGAUGUGCUCCGAUCGGUACCGUUCUUGCCCAGCUCCACGGGUCCGGGACCCUGGUGGCAGGAUACGAUGCAUCAGCCGCUUCCGAUGGAGUCCUGGAAGAUCUUGCCGUCCAGCCCCGCCACGACCACGACCGGGGAGGUGAAUCCAGGUCUCUGGACUCACAUGGGCGGCCUGGUGGAAGAGACACAUCUGACCUCCCCGCCCGCGUCGACCUUCAGUCCGCCGUAUACGACAGCACCGCCGUACAGCACGGCGCAAUAUUACGGGGUCACCGCGAGUACGGCUGCUCUGGCAGCUCUGCCGCUCCCCAGCAUGCUUUGCAGCACGGCGGCCAACAUGUCAGGGCUGGGAUGGGGGGAUCGAUACCAGGAUUUUUCAUCGCUGUCGCUUCCCUACGGGACAAUAAUGUAAACGAGUCCAUGGAACCAGACACUUGAUGUUAACGGUCUCCCUGACGUGGCGUGUCUUUUUUGGAAACAGAUCCCAGGGUCCGACCCGACAGCCCGGAUAUUCCCGCUCGCCCAUGCCACC
This is a messenger RNA of Aspergillus saccharolyticus JOP 1030-1, 1499 nucleotides long. RefSeq lists its product as uncharacterized. Lineage: Eukaryota; Fungi; Ascomycota; Eurotiomycetes; Eurotiales; Aspergillaceae. Bases 327 to 1379 code for a protein of 350 amino acids. The transcript has a single exon. The record is from RefSeq and is a predicted model, not a curated record.